This is a messenger RNA of Euleptes europaea (tarantolino), 1410 nucleotides long. It is a transcript of the gene SOX8, whose product is annotated as SRY-box transcription factor 8. Gene Ontology annotation, biological process: neural crest cell development; peripheral nervous system development; negative regulation of transcription by RNA polymerase II. Gene Ontology annotation, molecular function: DNA-binding transcription factor activity, RNA polymerase II-specific; RNA polymerase II cis-regulatory region sequence-specific DNA binding. The record is from RefSeq and is a predicted model, not a curated record. The transcript has 3 exons. Bases 1 to 1398 code for a protein of 465 amino acids. Gene Ontology annotation, cellular component: nucleus. NCBI's taxonomy places the organism in Eukaryota, Metazoa, Chordata, Lepidosauria, Squamata, Sphaerodactylidae.
AUGCUCAACAUGAGCGAGGAGCAGGGCAAGGGCGCGGCGGCGGCGGGGGGCAGCCCGGCGGGCACGGCCAGCUCGCCCUCGCGCGCCGACUCGGACUCGGACGCGCCGUCGUCGCCCGCCGGCUCCGAGGGGCCGGUGCCGCCGGUGCCGUCGGCGCUGUCGUCGGGGCGCAAGGGCGAGGCGGACGAGCGCUUCCCCGCCUGCAUCCGCGACGCCGUCUCGCAGGUGCUGAAGGGCUACGACUGGAGCCUGGUGCCCAUGCCGGUGCGCGGCCACGGGGCGCUGAAGGCCAAGCCCCACGUCAAGCGGCCCAUGAACGCCUUCAUGGUGUGGGCGCAGGCCGCCCGCAGGAAGCUGGCCGACCAGUACCCGCACCUGCACAACGCCGAGCUCAGCAAGACCCUGGGCAAGCUCUGGCGUUUGCUAAGUGAAAGCGAGAAGCGCCCAUUUGUGGAGGAAGCCGAGCGGCUGAGAGUCCAGCACAAGAAAGAUCACCCCGAUUAUAAGUACCAACCCCGCCGGAGGAAAAGCGUCAAAGCAGGGCAGAGCGAUUCCGAUUCCGGGGCCGAGUUGGGUCAUCACGGCGGAAACCAGAUCUACAAAGCGGACGCGAGCCUGGGGCCCAUGAGUGAAACGCACCACCACGCUGACCACGCAGGGCAAACUCAUGGUCCACCAACCCCACCAACCACCCCAAAGACAGACCUUCACCACGGGAGCAAGCAAGAACUGAAGCACGAAGGGCGCCGGCUAGUGGAAAGCGGGAGGCAGAACAUCGACUUCAGCAAUGUGGACAUCUCCGAAUUGAGCAGCGAGGUGAUCAACAACAUGGAGACCUUCGACGUCCACGAGUUCGACCAAUAUUUGCCACUCAACGGCCACUCCGCCAUGACGGCGGACCACGGGCAGAACUCCACAGCCGGUUCUUACGGGACCUCCUAUCCUCAUUCGGCCAAUGGCAGCAGCGGGGGAGCAGCUCCAGUCUGGACUCACAAGAACCCUUCUUCGGCGUCCCCUUCCUCCGCCGAAACCGGCCAGCAGAGGCCCCACAUCAAGACAGAGCAGCUUAGCCCAAGCCAUUACAGCGACCAGUCCCACAGCUCCCCGACUCACUCCGACUACGGAUCUUACAGUGCCCAGGCGUGUGCCACGACGGUGUCCUCGGCCACGGCCACCGCCUCGUUCUCCAGCUCCCAGUGUGACUACACAGACCUCCAGAGCUCCAACUACUACAACCCGUAUCCGGGUUAUCCUUCCAGCAUCUACCAGUACCCCUACUUCCAUUCCUCCCGCAGACCCUACGCGACACCAAUCCUCAACAGCUUAUCCAUCCCUCCUUCGCACAGCCCCACCGCAAACUGGGACCAGCCGGUCUACACAACUCUGACAAGGCCUUGAGAGGACCAAAGG